Molecule: messenger RNA, 4127 nt
Organism: Magallana angulata
Lineage: Eukaryota; Metazoa; Mollusca; Bivalvia; Ostreida; Ostreidae
Product: isoleucine--tRNA ligase, cytoplasmic-like
Exons: 29
Coding region: 131-3967 (1278 amino acids)
Biological process (GO): isoleucyl-tRNA aminoacylation
Molecular function (GO): aminoacyl-tRNA deacylase activity; tRNA binding; isoleucine-tRNA ligase activity
Source: RefSeq, a predicted model, not a curated record
CAUGUUAUGCCGGUGAGGAAACGAGUGAUGCAACCUUUAUGAAAGUUUUUACCUUGCAAUGAACCGUUUUCUUUGAAUUCGCGGUUAGCAAUAAGAUUUCUGGGUCUUAAUUGUGUAAAAUACAUGCAAGAUGAGUCAGUCUCUGCCAACAACAAACAUCAGUUUUCCUAAUGAGGAGGAAAAAAUCCUGAAAUACUGGAAAGAAAUAGAUGCCUUCCGUUCAUCAUUAAAGCAAUCAAAAGGCAAACCAAGGUACACGUUCUAUGAUGGGCCCCCGUUUGCUACAGGCCUGCCUCAUUAUGGACACAUUCUGGCUGGGACCAUCAAGGACGUGGUGACACGCUGGGCCCACCAGACCGGAUACCACGUGGAGAGGAGGUUCGGGUGGGACUGUCACGGUCUGCCUGUGGAAUAUGAGAUCGACAAAACACUGGGUAUCAAAGGCCCCGAGGAUGUGGAGAAGAUGGGGAUAGCCGCUUACAACGCAGAGUGCAGGAAGAUUGUGAUGAGGUACUCAACAGAGUGGGAGGAAAUAGUGACCAGACUCGGUCGUUGGAUAGACUUUGAGAAUGACUACAAGACCAUGUACCCCACCUUCAUGGAGAGCAUCUGGUGGGUGUUCAAGGAGCUCUACAACCGGGGACUAGUUUACAAAGGGUCAAAGGUCAUGCCAUUCUCCACGGCCUGUAACACCCCACUGUCCAACUUUGAGUCCGGACAGAAUUACAAGGAUGUGGUGGACCCAGCAGUCAUUGUGAACUUUCCCCUCUUGGAUGACCCUAACGUGUGCAUCAUCGCCUGGACAACCACCCCUUGGACAUUGCCUAGCAACCUGUCAGUGUGUGUGAACCCUGACCUGGACUAUGUCAAGGUCAAAGACAAAUCUACAGGAAAAGUUUACAUCAUGAUGGAGGCACGGCUGGUUUCUCUGUUCAAGAAUGAAGACGAAUACACAAUUCUAGAGAGGUUUAAAGGAAAGACCCUAGAGGGAAAGAAAUAUGAGCCCAUUUUCCCAUAUUUUAAACAUAUGAGAGAGCAGACUAACGCCUUCAGAGUCCUGGUAGAUGACUAUGUCACAGCGGAGAGUGGUACAGGGAUUGUCCACCAAGCUCCUUACUUUGGAGAGGAUGAUUACAGGGUGUGUUUAAAGUAUGGUAUCAUCUCCAGAGACAUGAAGAUCAUCUGCCCCGUUGACGCUUCUGGAAAGUUCACAAGUGAUGUCUUAGACUUCAAAGGCCAAUAUGUCAAGGAAGCAGACAAGCACAUCAUAAAACACCUGAAGGGGAAUGGUCGUCUGGUGCAUCAGUCAACAUUCAAACAUAGCUACCCAUUCUGCUGGAGAUCGGAGACUCCACUAAUCUACAAAGCGGUGCCGAGUUGGUUUGUGCGAGUGGAGCAGGCUACCACACAGCUGUUGGAGAAUAACCAGAAGACAUACUGGGUGCCUGAUUUUGUGAAAGAGAAAAGAUUUGCUAACUGGCUGCGAGAGGCACGUGAUUGGGCGAUAUCUCGUAACAGGUACUGGGGGACACCCAUCCCUCUCUGGAUCAGUGAAGAUGGAGAAGAGGUUGUGUGUGUUGGGUCGGUGGAAGAGUUGAAGAAGCUGUCUGGAGUGGAGGUCAAGGACCUUCAUCGGGAAUCAGUGGAUGGUAUCACUAUUCCUUCCAAACUUGGGAAAGGAGUUUUGAGACGGACCCCGGAAGUGUUUGACUGUUGGUUUGAGAGUGGAAGCAUGCCCUACGCCCAGGUUCACUAUCCCUUCGAGAAAAAGAAGGAGUUUGAUGACACCUUCCCCGCCGACUUCAUUGCUGAGGGCAUAGAUCAGACCAGAGGAUGGUUCUACACACUACUGGUUCUGUCCACAUUGCUGUUUGGGAAACCUCCAUUCAAGAAUCUCAUCGUCAACGGAAUUGUCCUGGCAGAAGAUGGUAACAAGAUGAGCAAGAGAUUAAAGAACUACCCAGACCCAAUGCUGAUUGUACAUAAGUAUGGUGCUGAUGCUCUCAGGCUGUACCUGUGUAACUCCCCCGCGGUGAAGGCUGAGGGUCUGAAGUUUAAGGAGGAGGGGGUUGAGAGAGUACUAAAGGACGUGUUCCUGCCCUGGUACAACGCCUACAGAUUCUUCAUGCAAAAUGUGGACCGCUAUCAGACGGAGGAGGGGCUGGAGUUCCUUUACAAUGAGAACAAGCUCACCAAGCGCUCCAAUUACAAGGACUGCUGGAUUAUGUCCCUUGCCCAGUCACUCAUCAAGUUCGUCAGAGUGGAGAUGCAGGCAUAUCGCCUUUACACAGUGAUGCCGAGACUUGUCAAAUUUGUGGACCAGCUCACAAACUGGUAUGUCAGGAUGAACAGAAAGAGGCUAAAGGGAGAGGGAGGACCAGAGGACUGUAAGGAAGCUCUGGAGACAUUGUUCUCUGUUCUGAUGACCAUGAUCAGGCUCAUGGCACCGAUGAUUCCGUACAUCACAGAGAACAUGUUCCAGAGUCUGAGACAGCUGAUAGACCCCGAGUCUGUGGGGACACAGGACAUCCGCAGUGUCCACUUCCUGAUGAUCCCCUCUUACAGGGAGGAUCUGAUAGACGUCUCCAUAGAGACGGCAGUGUCCCGCAUGCAGUCCGUCAUAGAACUGGGUCGUGUCACCAGAGAAAGAAACACCCUCCCCCUCAAGUACCCCCUCAAAGAGGUGGUGGCCAUCCACCGCGACCCUGAGGCCCUGAACGACAUCAAAUCUCUCCAGUCCUACAUCAUGGAGGAGCUCAACGUCCGAGAGGUCAAGGUCACUCAGGACAAAUCCAGCUACGGUGCCCACCUGGUGGCUGAGGCUGACUUCAAGACGCUGGGAGCCAAGCUAAAGGGAGCAGUGAAAACCAUUGCUAAAGCUGUGAAGGAAUUGACAGACUCUCAGCUUGAAGAGUACCAGAGAACAGGGGAGAUCACUGUGGCUGGUCACACACUGGGAGAGGGCGACCUGAAGCUGAUGUACAAGUUUGACAGCAGCAAGGAGGGGGCCAAAAGUUCCUAUGAUGCCCACUCUGACAAAGAGGUAUUGGUGUUGAUAGAUAUAGUCCCCGACCAGAGCAUGUUGGAUGAGGGCGUGGCCAGAGAAGUCAUCAACAGAGUCCAGAAACUACGACAAAAGGGAGGACUAGUGCCAUCAGACAAGAUCACCGUGUAUUACAAAGCCUCUGAGAAUCUGGAUAAAAUCAUCAAAGAAUUCAGCGACUACAUCGGUAAUGCCAUCAAACAACCACUCGUUCCAUUCCCUGUCCCUGCAUCAGAGACGGUCUACAUCCAGGAGAGUAUGGACGUGAAGAAAGAUAAGCUGGAGAUGGCUAUUGUGAAACAGGGUGGGGAGUCAAGUGGUGCCAGCACCACCGUCAGCUUCCUGCCUCCCGCCCCAGCAAAGGCGGCCCCCUAUUGCAAGUUUGUGAAUGUGGUCCUGGUGGGAAUGCCUUCACAGGAAGGAGUGGAGGGAAAUCAGGCGACGGUUCUCCUGGAGAAUCCCUCAGGGAACGGGGUCAAGGACAUCCAGACACUGACUGACCAGAUCAAAUCUGUUUUUGGAGUACGAGGAAGAAGGGUGGUAGUGUAUACCGAUGCUGGACUGAAAAACGAGCUUCCAUCCACCACCAAACCAGACACACUGUUGGGUCAGACUUUGUAUGUGGGGCCCAUGGUGGGGACACAGGGAGUCCAGUACACAGCAGUGGCGACACCUGUCUGUCAUUUUGUGAAUGUGGAGAAUUCAAAAGGAGGCAGUAAAAAGGGGACACUACUGUUAGAAAAUCCCCGAGGAAACACCUUGAAUGUGGAACAGCUACUUGCACAGGUAUCAGCAGUGUAUAAUUUAAAUGGAAAGAAUGUCACAUUAAGUCGCACAAAGGACAAGGCAGGGGUAGUAACUCCAGACAGUGUUAAGAACCUCCUAGAUUUACAUGGCUCAACACUACAGCUUCUGGUGCAAUAACAGCAGGACGGCUAGGGAUUUCACAGACAUUUAAAAUCACAAACCAUGCAGUGCUAUUUAUAUAAACAUUAACAUUAAUUCUGGAAGUGUAACAUCCUGAUAUUCUAUUCUGAUUUUCAGUGUCUUGUCACUGUGUGAUUAAUAAAGAGUGGAAUAUAUA